Oryzias latipes (Japanese medaka) is the source of this 3563-nucleotide messenger RNA. It is a transcript of the gene ccny, whose product is annotated as cyclin Y. Gene Ontology annotation, biological process: regulation of cyclin-dependent protein serine/threonine kinase activity. Gene Ontology annotation, molecular function: protein kinase binding. Lineage: Eukaryota; Metazoa; Chordata; Actinopteri; Beloniformes; Adrianichthyidae. The record is from RefSeq and is a predicted model, not a curated record.
ACAUUAUAGCGGAUGUAGCUGCAGUGUACCGUCCACUGGCAACCAUGUAGCGCCGAGCGCAGACAUAUUUAGUCCGAAGUUGUAAAUUUACAAUAUUUUCGUUUUUAUUUUAUACCAAUAUCAGGACAGGAGAAUGUUUUGUAAGGAUAAUUACGUGAACGCGUGAGCCAAGACUGAAACCGAAGCUCCCUUCGCUUUAGGUUUGAAAGGGAGGGGGCAUUUUUUUUAGGGGGGCUCUUCCUUAAAAAAAGAAACAACAACUAAUAGAUUAAUCUCGACUCGGCUUCAUGGCCUCAAAUGUCUUAAUAAACACGUUAGAGACACCGAAGGAGACGGGCGUGUAGCACUAGCGGAUACGGGGGAAAGCCUGGUGUGAUAGCUUGCACCAGGGCUGUAGUGUGUAUCCGCGUUACCGCCCCCCCUCCUCUCCCCAAUCCAACGCCGUCAAUAGCGGUCCGACGAUAAACCCGCGAGGCUCCCAAAUCCGCCGCGCGCCAUGGGGAAUACAACAUCCUGCUGCGUGUCGUCGAGCCCCAAGCACCGGAGGAACAACCACUCGAGACUGGAGCCCUAUCGACCGGAGCCGGAGCUCAGUCGUGAGGACACGGGCUGCAACCUCCAGCACAUCAGCGACAGAGAGAACAUAGACGAUCUUCCCAUGGAGUACAACCCCUCGGAUCACCCCAGGGCCAGCACCAUCUUCCUCAGCAAGUCACAAACUGAUGUUGUGGUGCCCAACAGAAAAGUUCGAGAAAAGCGGAAGAGCCUUUACAUCAACCAUUUUACACACAUUUCGGAAAAUAAGCAUCAUCCAGGCCCUGUGAGACGGAAGUACAGCUCCUGUUCCACUAUAUUUCUUGACGAGAGCACCGUCAGUCAACCCAACCUCAAAUACACCAUCAAAUGUGUAGCCCUUGCAAUUUAUUACCACAUAAAGAACAGAGACGUUGACGGACAGAUGCUGUUAGACAUCUUUGACGAGAAGCUGCAUCCUCUCACGAAAUCGGAGGUUCCUUCUGACUAUGACAAACACGAUCCGGAGCAGAAGCAGAUCUACCGCUUCGUCAGGACUCUGUUCAGUGCAGCUCAACUCACGGCCGAGUGCGCCAUCGUCACUCUGGUCUAUUUGGAGAGGCUCUUGACCUACGCCGAGAUCGACAUUUGCCCAUCCAAUUGGAAGCGCAUCGUGCUUGGAGCCAUCCUCUUGGCUUCAAAAGUCUGGGACGACCAGGCGGUCUGGAACGUCGACUACUGCCAGAUUCUCAAGGACAUCACUGUGGAAGACAUGAACGAGCUGGAGCGCCAAUUCCUGGAGUUGUUGCAGUUCAACAUCAACGUGCCGUCCAGUGUUUACGCCAAGUAUUACUUCGAUCUGCGCUCGCUGGCCGAGGCCAACAACCUCAGCUUCCCUCUGGAACCCCUCAGCAGGGACAAGGCCCAGAAACUAGAGGCCAUCUCUCGAGUGUGUGACGACAAGUAUAAGGACUUGAAGAAACUAGCCAAGAAGCGAUCUGUGAGUGCCGACAACCUGACGGUGGUGCGUUGGUGUCCAGCCAUCAUUUCCUAACACCGGCCGCCUGCAGGGGGAGCAAUUGGCACAGCGCUGACAGCGUGACGGCGCCCUCUCUGCAAGCUGGAAAGAAAGGAAGUCCGGCCGGCUGCCGCUCCGAACCAAAACGCAGGUUCUGCUGGAGAUGAGAGGCAGAACACAAACACAUAAGCUGCAAAGGCGUCCAUCGUUCUCUCUGAGUCUCUCCCAGUAAAGCGUGGAAUGAAGGAGCCGUGUCCUUCCUUAUGAUUUCAGCCAGGGUGUUCAAGCAUUACACGAACUUGAUUUUAUUUUUGUACUACAGCCUAAAGGCGCUCUUCAGUUCUCCCUUUCUUCUGUGUUUUGUUCUUUUGCAUCCUCAUCUAAGCCAAAACACGCCACUGUUUUUCUUUUUUUCUAGACUCACCUAAUUGAUGAAGCCGCAUAUCCUGGCAGAUAAAGCAAUAUUCCUGCAUCCUCCUACUGGCCUGAUCAGUCUUUGAUAUUUGGGAGAAGAGUUGUUGAGACAUACUGUAGAGUUUACAUUCUUCACUGCCAUCGUCCCAACCUGUGGUGCCUGUAAUAAGCUCGGUAAAACACCUGAAAUAAUCCCAAAAGUUUUCCCUUUUUUUUGUUAUGCGGAUCUUCCAGCUCAAAAAGGAAACGACACAGAGUGGAAAGUUCUCCUGAAGCGGAAGAGGAUCGACCUUUGACCCGGCUCCCAAACUGAGCCCGUAUAAGCUUUUCUAAAUUCUUUGUACAGUGUAAAUACAGUGGAGAAUUGUAGAUUGAAAUAUGCUUUGGAAGAAAAAAAAACCACUGAAAAAGGAUAAAAGAUUUAAGAUUAUUUAUAUUAGAUUGGAUUUUAUGACUGGGGGAGGCAGAAAAUACCUGUGACUUUAGUGCUCUCAUAAUAAAUUGUGUUUGGAGAAAAGCGUUUCAAUUUCAAAGGGAGACGCCACUUUUCUUUUUGUUUGCACUUCCUAAAAUCCCAGUUUUUGAUUUCAAAGGACUAAAAGAUUUGCUAACCGUUCCUCCAUUUCCCGGUGACUUUAUUCCUGUUGCUUCUUUGUCAGAUGUUUGUGGUCCUAAAAGCAGAAGCCAAGUGUUGCGUACGUUUUUUUUUUUUAUUUUAUUUUGAGUAUCCUGCUUGCAUAAAAGCUAAAUUGUCUUAAUGAGGGUUUUUUUAUAAAAAUAAAAAAAAGUAAAAUGUUUUGAUGGCAUUGGUUGGAUUAGGCGCAAGUUAGAGAAAUUAAACUUUUUGUAGAAAUAUUUAAUCAACUCUCGAUUCUCUACUUCAUCACUAAUUGUAAAAAUACGGUUUAAUUUUUUUAACAGCUGGAAAGCUUUUUAUUAAAAUUAGGUCAAAUUUCUGCAGGAUUUUAUUUUUAAUUGGAUCGUUCCAUUUCCAUGAAUUGACAUCAUGUUUUCUUUUUCUCUCCAAAAACUCCUAAAUCCGCAUUUAAAAAAAGAAAAGCUGCAAGAAUUAAGGAGGGACCAAAUGUUUCCCAAGUCUUUGAUGAAUGAAGUAAAAGAAAGGAGCCGUUUCCUGCCACCCGGGUGUCUUUAGAGGCUGAUUACAGAGAUUGUAUGAGCAUAUUUAUUGUGUUUGUGUGAGUGCGUGUGAGAGAGUACGGUCCAGAGAUGAGCAUGAUGCCACAAGCUGGACAGCGAAGAUCAGGACGGUGUGGCGUUCCAUGUGUCCCGUGCACUGACCUCUACCUCUGCAUAGAGUCUUCAAUCCUUCCCUUAGCUCCCCCUCCUCCAACUGUUGGUAUAUUUUUUGCUUUGAUCCGCUUUUGAUCAUGAUAACGUCAUGUGUGAACAACAGAUCUGCUGUUCCCCUCAUCCUGACAUGUUCGACAAUAUUUUCCUUCAUCUGUGAAAUUUCUUUUCCUGCUUGAGUUUCCGUUCUCACUUUUGCCAAAUUGUUCUUCUCUUUGUUUCCGACAUGCAACAGUUCCUCUUCUAAAGCAAUGUUUGGUAAAAUGUGCAACAAUUAAAUUUUCAACCUUGUUAUAAAAAAAUAAGCAGA